CGUGCACGGGGAGCCUUUUGAACCGGUUGAGGACGUGGUGUUGAUGACCCCCAUGAAGAGUGAGGUUGUUGCUGUGCUAAGGAAGUUGUACCGCCAACUGAUGGGGAACAAAGUGCCCGUGACGAUUAGUGACGGUUUAACGUACCAUCUCUUUGGUGAGAACCGGCCGUGGAUCCUCACAGCAACAGCUUUACCGUCCAUUUCCGAAACGGCACUCAUUUCAUCUUGCCCCUUUACCCUUGCAGUUAGCGCGCCGCCGGGUAUUUCUCAGGAGAUUAUUCAGGCAAUUGAAACAGCACGGGAAAAACGACGCGGCGCAGCGGCGGAACGGCGCAGGAAGGAAGAAGAGGAGGAGCGUGCCCGCGAGUUGUUGCGGGAGAGGGAACGCGAGGAGGAACAUCGUCGUGUUGUGGAGGAACGCAAAAAGGCGAGGGCAGCUGCGGAGCAAAAGCAGGAAUCGGAACGGCUGGAGCGAGAACAAGCCGCUCGCGAUCAACGGGAGGAGUCGGCAAGAAUCGUUGCGGAAAGAUCAGCAUGGUAUCGGUGA
This is a messenger RNA of Trypanosoma cruzi, 547 nucleotides long. RefSeq lists its product as uncharacterized. Lineage: Eukaryota; Euglenozoa; Kinetoplastea; Trypanosomatida; Trypanosomatidae. The annotation marks the transcript as partial. The record is from RefSeq and is a predicted model, not a curated record. The transcript has a single exon.